Messenger RNA from Nomia melanderi (Alkali bee), 990 nucleotides. RefSeq names its product ribosomal protein S5a (gene RpS5a). Lineage: Eukaryota; Metazoa; Arthropoda; Insecta; Hymenoptera; Halictidae. Gene Ontology annotation, cellular component: small ribosomal subunit. Gene Ontology annotation, biological process: translation. Gene Ontology annotation, molecular function: RNA binding; structural constituent of ribosome. The record is from RefSeq and is a predicted model, not a curated record.
UGGCCUUUUCCUGUUCACGCUUACUCCAGCGAAGACGUGAACGUAAGUAGUGUGGUAAGAAAUUCGGAUGUUCCACGAAUUUUCCUACCGGUCGUUAUAUGAGUCGAGAGUGUUGCUACCGUCCGUAUAACCACAUGGCCACAUGUUUUCACGAUUUCCAUACAUUUCGUAUCAACAAGACUUAAGAAAUGUGUUUCUCGGAUAAAAUUUCAGUCUCUGAGCAAAUAGUAUUUCAUAUGUGUGCUACAUUUGCGAAAGUUCUACGAAGUAUCGCCAUCCAAUACAAAUAAAUCAUGGCAGACAUGGAAGCGUUUGACGAUGCAGUGGUGCCCACUGCAACAACAUUACAAGUGACACUUUCUGCCGAAUUACCAGAGAUUAAGUUAUUCGGCAGGUGGAAUUGCGAUGAUGUACAGGUGAAUGAUAUGUCACUGCAAGAUUAUAUUGCCGUUAAAGAGAAGAAUGCAAAGUAUCUUCCACAUUCAGCUGGGCGAUAUGCAGCGAAACGAUUUCGAAAAGCUCAAUGCCCUAUAGUGGAACGUCUAACAAAUUCACUUAUGAUGCAUGGUAGGAAUAACGGCAAAAAGUUAAUGGCAGUGAGGAUUGUAAAACACGCCUUUGAAAUCAUCCACCUCCUCACAGGCGACAAUCCUUUGCAGGUUCUCGUGACAGCCAUCAUUAAUUCUGGACCAAGGGAAGAUUCUACACGUAUCGGACGUGCCGGUACAGUUAGGAGACAAGCAGUGGACGUGUCUCCAUUGCGACGCGUUAAUCAAGCGAUUUGGUUAUUAUGUACUGGAGCUAGGGAAGCUGCUUUCCGUAAUAUUAAAACAAUCGCAGAAUGCCUAGCCGAUGAACUCAUCAACGCUGCCAAAGGCUCGUCAAAUUCCUAUGCGAUCAAAAAGAAGGACGAACUCGAACGUGUCGCAAAAUCGAACCGAUAAACACUUUUUUUCGUAAAAACAUACAAAUAAAUGUUCCAUCUUUAAA